Dendronephthya gigantea is the source of this 1630-nucleotide messenger RNA. Its product is annotated as DDB1- and CUL4-associated factor 13-like. Gene Ontology annotation, cellular component: nucleolus; small-subunit processome. The coding region runs from base 79 to 1416 and encodes 445 amino acids. The record is from RefSeq and is a predicted model, not a curated record. The transcript has 10 exons. Gene Ontology annotation, molecular function: protein binding. NCBI's taxonomy places the organism in Eukaryota, Metazoa, Cnidaria, Anthozoa, Malacalcyonacea, Nephtheidae. Gene Ontology annotation, biological process: maturation of SSU-rRNA from tricistronic rRNA transcript (SSU-rRNA, 5.8S rRNA, LSU-rRNA).
UGAGGCUGAAUGAGUCUAUUUUUUUAACUUGAUUUAACAUAGAAUUUCGGCACGAAUCUGGGCCAUUUCUGCUCUAAUAUGAAAGUAAAAGUGCUUUCCCGUAAUCCGGCUGAUUAUAUACGCGAAUGUAAGUCGGAUAUUCAUAAGAUCCCGAGAAAUAUCGACCCAAGUUUGCAUCCGUUUGAGGGGGCUCGGGAGUACACGAGGGCAUUGAAUGCUGCUAAACUCGAGCGUGUGUUUGCUAAGCCGUUUGUUGGAUCUCUCGAUGGACACACUGAUGGUGUUAACUGCAUGGCAAAGUUUCAGAAAAGCCUGUCGUUGCUGCUGAGCGGCUCUUGUAAUGGAGAGGUGAAAUUAUGGAAUCUUCCUAAGAAAGAAUGCAUAAGAUCUUAUGCUGCUCAUAGCGGAUUCGUAAGAGGUCUAGCUGUUGUGCCGACAGGAGAAAUCUUUAUCUCUGUUGGUGAUGACAAGUUGAUUAAACAUUGGAGUUGGAAGCAAGAUAGUUCAACAAAAUCCAGCCAUUUAGUUCACACCAUUGUAGGAAAAACAAUGUUUCAAGGUGUUGAUCAUCACUGGAAAGACAACGUGUACGCCACAUGUGGUGAUCAGGUUGACAUUUGGCACGAAGACAGAUCAGAACCCGUCAGAUCAUUUCAAUGGGGCGUGGAUACAGUUCAUAGCGUGAAAUUCAAUCCAGUUGAGACAAAUCUCCUGGCAAGCACAGCAUCUGACCGUGGCGUUGUGUUAUAUGAUAUUCGUGGAGCCACACCCUUACGUAAGCUUCUGAUGAAGAUGCGCAGUAACACGGUGGCCUGGAAUCCAAUGGAGGCCUUCAAUUUCACUGUGGCAAACGAGGACUCAAAUCUUUACACGUACGACAUGCGACGUCUGGACUUCGCUGUCAGCGUCCAUCGAGAUCACGUUGCUGCAGUACUUGAUGUAGAUUACUCCCCCACCGGUCAGGAAUUUGUAUCUGGCAGUUUUGAUAAAACGAUCAGAAUAUUUCCUUAUAAUCAAGGUCACAGCAGGGAGGUUUAUCAUACAAAAAGGAUGCAACGCGUCUUUUGCGUCAAGUGGAGUCCUGAUGCCGAGUUUGUUUUGUCUGGUAGUGACGAAAUGAACGUGAGAAUUUGGAAAGCCGAAGCAUCUGCAAAACUUGGCCCGCUUGCCCCGCGCCAAAAGGCUGCCUUGACUUACAACAAGAAACUAAAAGAACGAUAUAAAUUUCAUCCACAAGUUUUGAGAAUUUUACGACAUCGUCAUGUACCUUCUGCUAUUUACAAGGCAGCCAGAGAGAAAAGAAUUAUGUUGCAAUCCCGUAAAACUAGGGAGGAAAAUCGUCGUCUUCACAGUGCCGAAGGAAAGGUUCCGUACGUUGCUGAGAGGAAGAAACAUAUUGUAUCAGUGGUGGAGUGAUUGUUGGAUCAGGGUGUCAACGGAUAUCAGGGUAUUGUAUGACGUAUCAGGAAGGAUAGUGAGGGAUUAAUCAUGUGCAUGGGUGAUUUACUCGUGGGAAGUAUAUUGACGCCGGAUCUCGACAAUGCGCGGGAAAAGAAUCAAUGUCUAAUUUUGAUGAAAGCAACUCAAACCACACCACACAUUCAAACCUUUUGCGUGUCACGUCAGCAAA